AUGUAAAAUCCAUUAAAUUAAGAGGUAUCACUUUCACAUAAACCUAUAGCAAUUUAUAUUGAUAGAGAAGAUCAAUGGAGAAUUAUGCAUAGGAACUUAAUAGCCAGUAAUUCAAAAUGUAAUCCAAUUUUUAUAAUAGAGAUUAUAGUGUCCUGUUAUUAAUGUUAGAAAAAAAAUUAAUGUUCAGCCAGAGCCUAAUUUAUGAAAUGUGACUAUUGUAGUUAAGUAAAUAAAGUUUUUGAUCCAGAUCCCUUAGUAAGUGAUCAAAUACUAUUCAUUUAGUUUUAUGUCGAUGUUUUUUGUUAGAAUUGUUCCAAAAGAAUUAAAAUACCAAAAAAUGGAAGUGUUUAUAAAUGUCCAUUCUGUUUUGUUCUCAACAGAAAAACGAAUAGAUGA
Molecule: messenger RNA, 396 nt
Organism: Paramecium octaurelia
Lineage: Eukaryota; Ciliophora; Oligohymenophorea; Peniculida; Parameciidae
Source: the annotation of a GenBank genome assembly